Rhizoctonia solani is the source of this 870-nucleotide messenger RNA. RefSeq lists its product as uncharacterized. Bases 1 to 870 code for a protein of 289 amino acids. The record is from RefSeq and is a predicted model, not a curated record. NCBI's taxonomy places the organism in Eukaryota, Fungi, Basidiomycota, Agaricomycetes, Cantharellales, Ceratobasidiaceae. The transcript has 4 exons.
AUGUCAUGUUCAGCGGCUGUCACCAACCGCCAUUCGUUGCCCGACCAUCUCUCUCUUAUACCUAUCCAGCCUUUCCACACUCGCCCUUUCCAUGCGACCGCCGCCGUCGGAGUAUUAUUCGCACUCGCGCCAUGUCCGUCGUCUGAUAUCGAUAAAGUUGAAGAGAUUAAAAGACUGCGAGAGAGGCUCAAGGCGGCUGAUGCACACAUUAUAUAUCCCACACGAGGCGUACUCAAGCCCAGCAACCCGCUCGACCACAUAUCAGUUGGAGACAAACAUGCCGAUCUGUGUCUCGCCAAUGCGCCCGACGACGCCUGGAUCGCCAGGAGACUGAUAGAAAGCGUGCCGGUGUUGAUCGUGCUCGCACGGCGGAUGGGCGCCAAGGCCCGAUGGAGCGAAGGCCGAGCGAUCACCGGGAUAAUCGUGCAACUUGGCUUUGACGAUCUCUGUUUAGGACCCGGGGCGUUCGGGAUGACCGAGAUCGACUCGCCGAUCAUCCCAACUGAGAUGUUACCUGUGCCUUUGUCGAACGUAACGCCCAACAUGAACCUGCCAACGCCGAACCCUGCGAACGAUAGUGGGUCUGGGCCGGAUGCGUUUAGCGCUUCGGGGCUGACGUUCAACGCGGACGGGAGUAUCAACCUUGGACUGGCGGAUGAGGGUGGAGCGUACAAUGCCGGGUUUGGAUCGGAUCCGGGUUCGGGAUCAGGUUCUGGCCUGGGUAAAGGCGCUAGCUCAUCUGGUCAGACGUUUCCGAGAUCGAUUCGUAGUCCGUCGUUCAUGUUCAGCGCUGGAUCCAGCGUAGACCCAGUGAACGAACAUACGCGUACUCGGCCACCACGAAGAGGUCGAGGUCGGGCGGGGAACUGA